AUGUUCAUCUAUUUGAGUAAAAAGAUCGCCAUCCCGAAUCAAGUGAACUUGAGAUGCAUCUCGUGGAAUUAUGAUGAUGGCUACAUCGCCGUCGGUGGUGAUGAAGGUCUUCUCAAGGUUCUGAAACUCGAGACUUCGAAAGAUGGCUUGGUGGCUCCUUCGAAUCUUUCAAUGAAUCAGACUCUGGACGGACACAGUGGAUCUGUUCAGAUGAUGGUUUGGAACGAGAAACAUCAGCGGCUCACCACUUCUGACUCAUCCGGUCUCAUCAUCGUUUGGAUGCUGCAUAAGGGCUCUUGGUGUGAGGAGAUGAUCAACAAUAGGAACAAAAGCGUCGUCCGGGGAAUGUCGUGGUCGGGGGAUGGUUUGAAAAUUUGCAUUAUAUACGACGACGGAGCUAUAAUUGUGGGUUCCGUCGACGGCAAUCGCCUCUGGGGCAAGGAACUCAAGGGAGUAUCGCUGCAGAUCGUCGAGUGGUCAGCGGACGGACGAUUACUUCUAUUUGGACUCAGAUCUGGUGAAGUCCACAUCUAUGACCAAGCGGGAAAUUUCGUGUCGAGGAUGAGUGUCAACAGUCCGACCCCGAGCUCCAUCGUUUCCAUGAUAAAAUGGUUCAAGAAAGGUCCACCGGAACGACCCGGCCACGAAAGCGAUUAUCACACCCUAGCCAUCGUCACAGAUGAUGGUCAUUUACAACUCCUCAAGAAAGAAGUCGAUCCAUCCCCGAUCGUCAUUGAUUGCGACAUGAUGAUUGCCGGCAUCGAGUGGUCGCCUCAGGGUAACAUGAUUGCAGUCAUCGGUCGUCUCCUCCAGACCAGGGACCCCGAUAAACGGAACGUAAUCAAGUUGUUCAGCAACCAGGGGAACUACCUCCACACGCUAGUCGUACCCGGGAAGCACAUCACAGGCUGUACGUGGGAAGGGACCGGUCUCCGACUCGCGAUCUCGGUGGACUCCUUCGUUUAUUUCGUCAACGUCAGACCGGACUAUACAUGGACUUACUUCGGGGACUCAGUACUUUUCACCCAUUCGAAACCAGAUCGAGCCGAGCAGUGCUUCACUUUGUGGGACACCAAAACCGAGCAGAAACACAUAAAUUUCCGUCGGGGAGUUCUCUGUAUCGGGUCCUCGCAGGAAUACGCGGCCGUUGCGUCGAAAAACAUCGCAGGAAUCCCAGAUCAGUACAAUGUCGAGGUCUGGGACGACAUCGGAGCUCUCGUAGAUCAGAUCAUCAUCGAAAGCGAGCCGGUGAAGCUAGCUAUGGCGGGGAAUGUCGUCGCGAUCGCCUCGCAUUACGAUCUCUAUGUUUGGCAUUUCCAUGACACCGAGCAGCGCAUCGAGGCACAAGGGAAGACGCUACAGAAAAGCAUUUCGAAAAUCUCGUCGGAGGCGGAAUCCAAAUUCGCUCUCAACUCGGGCCCUGAAGAAAUCUGUUGUUUGGCUGCCGGAAAAGGAACUUUGUUAGUGGCGUUUGAGUCCGGGCUCAUCAAACGAUAUACCCUUCCAAAUGUCUCCGUUUCUCAUCGAUACAGCUUGAAUGUGCGACCGAAAAUGAUAGCUCUCAAUUGCGAUGUCACGGUGAUGUCUAUAAUUGAUAUGUCAGGUGUCUUGCAUUUCUACGACAUCAAGGCUGAGUCGGGAGUUGCGAAAGACAUCGAUUUUCAACGUCGAGACGUUUGGGACAUCCGCUGGGCUCGGGAUGACCCGGAUCUUUUCGCAUACAUGGAGAAAACCCGGCUUGUGGUCGUUCACAAAAUGGAAACCGAGGACGCCAUGACUUGCUCCGGGUACAUCUGUGUUUUGGAGAACAUGCGGGUCAAGUGCGUUCUCCUCGAUGAAAUCAUGACGAACCCUUCGUCCUUGGCCCUUCGAACGCAUGUUAUUGUGGAGGACACGUGUCUCUUGAAACAACUCCGCGAGCUCAUUGAUAAGACAGCGAUAGCCGAUGUGGUACAAUUCAUUGAGGACAAUGAUUCCAACACCAUACUCUGGCGAGAGAUGGCGAAGCAUUACAUGAUAGAGGGCGAUCUGGAUGCGGCGGAGAUGGCCAUGGUUCGAUGCAAAGACUGGGAUGCGAUCCUCUUCUGUCGGAGAAUUCAGAAGCUCCAGAGCCGAGAGCUCAGAGAGGCCGAAGUCCUUGCCUAUUUCGCCGAUUUCGAUGAGGCUGAGCAAACCUAUAUCAACAACGACCGAGUCGAUCUCGCUUUGGAGAUGCAUUCGACCGUGGGCAAUUGGGAACGCGUCAUCGAACUGGCCCUCGUAUCCAACGAGAGCAAUGUUGCCAUCGUGGAGAACGCCUACAGCAACUUGGGUCAACUCUACUUGGAGAACGGUCAAUGGGAGAAAGCAAUUCACUGCUUUGAGAAGAGCCACAACUCCGCCGGGCUGGCGACGGCCCGGUACAUGAUGGAAGAUUUCGAUGCUCUCUGGAAAGUCGUCGAAGAGGUGCAGGACAAGGAACUUCUGCUCAAAAUCGGCGAGAUGUACGAAUCCGUUGGGAUGUGCGACGAAGCUGUUCAUUGUUUCGUGAACAGCGGAGCUCACACCCGAGCGAUGGAGGUAUGCAUCGAGCUCAACGAGUGGAAAACCGCCAUAGAGUUGGCCCGAGAUCACGGCCAGGUCGCAGACGUAAGCGGCUUGCUGGCAAAGUAUGCCCGGCAGUUUAUCGAGAACAACAAUAUCCUCAGUGCCGUCGAGCUAUACAGACGAGCCGCUCGUUUCAAAGAUGCCGCACGGCUCCUCAACCAGCUUGGGAGGUCGAACAAGAUCCAGGGCAGUGUCCUCCGGAAACAGAUAUACGUCCUCGCCGCCAUGUUGGCAGAUCAGGGCCGAUCCGGAAAGACCGAAUCGCUCAUGUUGGUUGGAGAAGACAACUUGUGGAGAUACGCUCAGGCCUAUCAUUUCUUGUCCUUGGCGCAACGUCAAUUUCACAAGGAGAAAUAUGAGCAAGCUCUAGUGACGUCGCUUCAUCUCUCGGAGUACGAUGAAAUCCUGGAGCCGAGGGCCGUUUAUUCCCUCAUAGCUUUAUCGUCACUCAUGUGCCGAGCCUGGGGCCAUUGUUCUAGGGCUUUCACUUAUCUCGAAACAGACGAAGGGUUUUCAACGGCUGAACGCGAGAAACUCGAGGACGCCGCCAUCCGGAUCUUCUCUAAAAACGUCCCCAAACAAAACAAAGUUGAGAACUCGGUCUGCAACAGCUGCGGAAUCCCCCUACCAGAUGGGAUAACACUCUGCCCGACAUGCGGAAUCCGGUAUCCUCUUUGUGUGGCAUCAGGUGCCGUGAUCACAGACCCGGACCGCGUCUGGCGUUGCGGACAAUGUCGGCACUCCGCUCUCCAAAAUGAGAUCCUUCCGUUCUCGAACUGCCCCCUUUGUCAUUUCCCCCGGCAAAAUUCCGCCGAAACCUAAAGAAGCUCCGCCCCUGGUGUCCGGAAAGGAGCCGAAUCAUCGACUGCGAAUCUCGUACGCGGAGCUUGUACAUGGGAACGGUGGGAAUAAAAGAAAGAUCAA
This is a messenger RNA of Galendromus occidentalis (western predatory mite), 3510 nucleotides long. It is a transcript of the gene Oseg4, whose product is annotated as intraflagellar transport protein Oseg4. The record is from RefSeq and is a predicted model, not a curated record. Gene Ontology annotation, biological process: non-motile cilium assembly; protein localization to cilium; intraciliary retrograde transport. NCBI's taxonomy places the organism in Eukaryota, Metazoa, Arthropoda, Arachnida, Mesostigmata, Phytoseiidae. The transcript has 21 exons. Gene Ontology annotation, cellular component: non-motile cilium; intraciliary transport particle A. The coding region runs from base 1 to 3408 and encodes 1135 amino acids. Gene Ontology annotation, molecular function: protein binding.